AUGUGGCAGUAUAUGGGCUCAGACAACUCUUCUUGCAAUAAAAGUUCUCAUUCUUCAAACAAAACUGAGAAAAUAAAAACUCACAAAACCUUCUCCAAUUUACUGUACAGGUGUCGAGAAACUGGAGCCCAUGUUGAUGAAUCCCUAUUUCCUGCAGUAGACACUAAUGAGGGAUUUCUAAUACCAAUAAAAAAACACAAAUGUAUGCAGCCAAAAGACUAUGUUGAACAAACUCCAGAAAAAAAUAGAAAGCUUCAGAGAAGACUAAACCAAAUGGCUAAAGAAUUAGCCCUACAAAAGACAGCAGUUAAUGCUGAAACAGAUGUACCAGUUUUAUUAUUUGAAGACAAUGGUUCACUUAUAUACAGUCCUGUUAAUAAGAUAAAAGCUCAGUGCAAUGCAAUGGAAAGAAGAAUAAAGGAUAUUAAGGAAAAAAGAGAGAAUCUUUCUCCUACGGGUUCACAAAUGACUCAAAGACUUCCAAGUACCUCACCAGGAGACUACUCACUUUCUACUUGUAUCUUAACUAAUUCAGAAGAUGUGUUGCUACCUGAAGAACAAAUGGAAGACUGCUUGAACUCAAGUUGUGAUUAUCUUUGGAGAACUGAGAAGAGUCAGAGAACAGAGGCAGAAGAACAUGACUGUGAUACUUGGACUGAUAUUCAUUUAUCUGUAAGUGCAUCAGUGAAUUCUCCAUCAUGUAGCAAUGAGCAGACGAGCUUAACACCAAAACAACGUGCCAGAAGUUUAACAAAGAAACAGAUUAUACAGCAUACUUUGGAUCAUAGAUUGUCUUUAGGAAAGAAAUGUUUAAAGUUUCCAAAGAAAAAUCAGAAGAACGAGAAGACCAAAACAACUUCAGUUGCAAAUAGAAGUUCUCUUCUCGAGGGCUUUGGUAAUAUUACUCUUUCUAAAAAAACAGUCCAGUUAAAUACUGUUCCUGCUUUGACUGACAGUCUCUCUAAUUCACCUAUGAGUAGUGAAGACUUAAAUACGUGUUCACUGGAUAAAAGCUUCCCUGUUGACAGAAAUGAUUGUGUUCUUAAAGACAAGAAGAGGAGGAAACUACAAACAUUACCAAGUUUUAAGCUGGCUACCUCAGAACUUCGUGCAUCAGGCUCUAAGGGGUUCUUGCAAGCAGUUACUACAUAUAGCAAGUCUUACUGCACUGAAGAGGCUUCUUAUGAAGAUUUCUUUUCAUCAUCUAAUUCAAAUGAAAAUGAAGUACAGAUACAAGUACCAAAGGAAUCACAGAAUCCUCCUGAAGUUUGUUCCAAAGACUCUUUUACAAGCAUGGACCUGCAUGAUGUGAGUUUCAGUGAGCUACAUAACUGCAUAACUACUAAGAAAAGUAGGAAUUCGUCUAUUUCCGUGAAUGAUUUUCCAGAAAAGAAAAAAAUCAAACCAGAUAAACAUCCAGGAAGCAUACCAUUAAAUAUAUCAGGUGAUGAAAAAGAUGACACUGGAGGAGCUCUAGAUACUGAUGAUAUGGACAGGCUUCCACAGCAUGCUCAUGAAAAAUCCUACAACAGUGUUAAUGACUGUGCUCAUACUGCUGGUGGUGAAAAUGAAGUGUCAGAGUGUCAUGUUACUUACGGCUCUUGCAAAAUCUUUGAUGAACAAAAGAAUAAGCACACUGGGGACUUAAGAAAAGCUGGAAGACUCCAAAAGCUAACAAGGACACUAGUUAUGACAAGUAUGUCUUCUGAGAAGGAAAAUACAGUAAUACAGAUUGUGAAUAAACUUGGAGACUUUUUGUUGUCAAAUGCAGUGUGUGAAACAACAAGUCAUGUAGUUACUGGGAGUCCUCGUCGUACCUUGAAUGUUAUGCUGGGAAUUGCUCGUGGCUGUUGGAUUGUUUCUUAUGAAUGGGUUCUGUGGUCUUUGGAAUUAGGCCACUGGAUCUCAGAGGAACCAUAUGAACUUUCAUCCAGCUUCCCUGCAGCUCCUAUCUGCAGGCUUCAGCGUCAUCUAUCAACAGGAAAAUACCAGCAGACUCUCUUUUCAAACCAGCCUGUCAUGUUUGUAUCUCCUACCAGUCGGCCAUCCUGCAAAAAGUUAAUUGAACUUAUACAGCUGUCAGGAGGGAAAAUAUGUAAAGACUUACAUCAGGCAAAAAUCUGUAUAGGAAAAAAGCCAGGGAAGAAGUACCAGGAAAUAAUAUCUUUAUCAGAAAACUGGGUAUUAGAUUCAAUCACUCAGUAUACGAUAUGUCCUAUGGAAAACUACAUUUUUCAGACGUGAGCCAACUCAAGAGCUUCCAUAUGGUUGUACAGAAACAUGCCUAGCUUGGAUUCAACAAAAAUAAUAAGCUGUGAAGGAAAUUAAAAAAAAAACCGCAAGUUACAUACUUAUAAAUACAGAGGAACUAUUUCUAUAUUUUUAGUACUUAUGCAAGAGUUCAUCUUGUGAAAUCUUUAGGUUUUGAAAUAAAGUAGUUCCCUUAUAUAAGUAA
Molecule: messenger RNA, 2455 nt
Organism: Cyanistes caeruleus (blue tit)
Lineage: Eukaryota; Metazoa; Chordata; Aves; Passeriformes; Paridae
Source: RefSeq, a predicted model, not a curated record